GAUCAUUCCGGUUCAUCCUCAGCAAGAGACUCCGCAGUGUUCAGGCAUCGGCGGCGGUGGUAGUUGAGGUCUUUCACUACGGAAAUGCUUAUUUGGAUAAACUGAAAAAAAAAACCAAAAAAAAACCCAACGACCACGAUUGAUCCAUGAACGAAAGCAGCUCGCGCGCAAAAGCAAAACAUACGACCGCGUCAAAACUACAGCCCGCACGCGCUGGACGGGAUCAGACUGGACAUUCGGCAUGCGGGAGGAAACUGGAUCAGACUACAACAUCCAAUGCUUGGCGUGUGUCCGCGAUUAAGGCUAAGCUAGGCUUCAGACCACCAGCUAAUGAUUGACGCGAAUGUCAAUAAGAGGGUUUGUUUUUUUUUUCUUCCGCGUGCACGCUGAGGUCACGCUGUUGAAUUUAUUAACGCAGGGUUUAAUAUCGCUCGCGCCACUACCAUAACAACAACAACAAAAAAAGGAGGCUGUGGUCUGGUUAGCAUUGCUAGCUGCAGAGCUAGUACAUGUAGACCGAGUGAGCAAGUUGUCUCUGUUUAAGAUGAACCGCUCAUGGCAUUAAAAAGAAAAUAAUACACGCGGUUUAUUUUAGUGCAUGGAAAAAAAAAAGGGACAAUAAGAGGAUCUGGAUUUCUCCACCAAUGACCCCGGAGAAUACCUGGCGCGUGCCAACUGUGUGCAGUUUGCAGCCAUUGUUUCAUCCGGACUCAAAUAUUUUACAUUGCUAAAAAAAAAAAAAUUUGGGGGGUAUAUAUCUCUGCUUGACAUUGCGUCUGCUUUCCGUUUGUGUUUAACCGAAAAUGGCCGCCGUUGUGAAUUAUUCUCCUCCGUGGUGGGUUAACCUGCUUCACCGUCUUCCUCACUUCAACCUGCGCUUCGAGCAGAUCAGCAGCGACUUUCAGCCAGAGGACUCCUCAUACCAGCAGUCUAUUCUGCUGCUGGGAGCAGUGGCUUUAGCCUGCCUGGCCCUGGACCUUCUCUUCCUCCUCUUCUACUCAUUCUGGCUCUGUUGCCGUCGCAAGAAGAGCAGCGAACAGCCCAAUGCCGACUGCUGCUGCACAGCCUGGUGUGUCAUCAUUGCCACCCUGGUGUGCAGCGCUGGCAUUGCCGUUGGUUUCUAUGGGAAUGGAGAGACCUGUGACGGAGUUAACCGACUCACUUACUCGCUGCGCCACGCCAACCGUACUAUUGCCGGCGUGCAGAAACUGGUAUCAGACAGCGCCACCUCCCUGAAUCUGACCGUGGAAGAGAAUCUGCUGCAUUUGGAUAGCCAGUACAAGAAGCACAGUGAUUACCUGUCGAUGGUGCAGAAGCUGCAGGCCCAGCUGGACGAGCUGCUCAAACAGAUGGUGGAGAUCCCUUUCUGGAGCAAUCCCAGCAUCUCCCUGGAGGCGCUAGCCAGCAGGAUCGAACUCUACGACUGGUAUAGGUGGCUGGGUUAUCUGGGGCUGCUCCUGUUCGACGUGCUCAUCUGCCUGCUGGUGCUCUUCGGCCUUAUUCGCAACUCAAAAAGAACUCUGAUCGGGGUCUGUUUACUGGGCGUGUUGGCACUGGUGAUCAGCUGGGGAUCUCUGGGUUUGGAGCUGGCUGUAUCCUCGAGCUCCAGUGACUUUUGCGUGGCGCCAGACAUGUACGUCGCCGAAGUGGCCGAACGCUACGGAGUCAUCAACAAAGACAUCCUGCAGUAUUACCUCCAGUGCAGCGUGGGUCAGACCAACCCCUUCCAGCAGAAGCUGUCGGGAAGCCACAAGGCUCUGGUGGAGAUGCAGGACGAUGUGUUGGAGCUCCUGCGUUCUGCAGUGCGAGAAUACCCCCAGACCAAAAGUAAUCUGGAGCAGAUUCAGGGAGUUUUAAACACCACUGAAAUCGGCCUGCAUCAGCUGACUGCCCUGGUGGACUGCCGCAGUCUGCACAUGGAUUACGUCCAGGCUGUGACGGGGCUGUGUUACGACGGUCUGGAAGGGCUGAUCUACCUGGUGUUGUUUUCCUUCGUCACCGCCCUCAUGUUCAGCUCCAUCAUCUGCAGCGUGCCUCACACCUGGCAGAGUAGGAGGCCCAGUGAAGACACUGAGGAAGACUCUGCCGCUUCUGGAGGAAGACAAAACCAUGAUAACCUGUACCGAGUGCACAUGCCCAGCCUUUACAGCUGUGGCAGCAGCUAUGGCAGCGAGACCAGCAUCCCUGCAGCAGCACACACCGUCAGCAACGCUCCUGUUACUGAGUACAUGACACAGAAUGCAAACUUCCAGAAUCCUCGCUGUGAGAACACUCCUCUAAUCGGGAGAGAGUCGCCUCCCCCUUCUUCUGAUCCGACUGCCCUGGAUGAAACACUUACUACCGAAGGGUCUCAAGGGUCUUCCACUCGUACCAAUACUGAACUCACAGGUACUGAACACGUCCGUCCAUCCCCCUAAUUUCUGUGACUGUGUACAUGGUGGACACAGUUAUUGAUAACCACCAAAUUGUUUAUCGAUCACCGGCCAAUUGAAAAUAAUGCAUGUAAGGUAGCGAGGAUAACUGAAUUUGCAUCACUGAUGAUCAUUCCUUACUACAGAAUGCGUAAUUAAAUCGCAUGACCAUCUAUUAUGUUGGUUGUUUUUCAUUUAGUUUAUGGUUGGCGAGUUCACCGGUCUGCUCUCAAACAAUCUGGGUGUAUUGACAAGCUAACACAUGGCCAGUUUAUUUUAUUGUGAAGCACCAACUUCCAACAAAUCUAAUUUACAAAAGCUUAGUCCCAAAUGACUUUAUGCACUGUGUACUCUCUAACAUCUAGUGCAUGAAUGUUAAAAGACUAACAUCAGAUCUAAGCCGUUUCCCAGUCGAUGGCAAAUGAUGUCAAAAACUUUUAAAAUGUUGAAAAAUAAGUCAUUAAGCACGAGGUACUUCAACAGACUUUUGUAACACACCAUGUCCACUAGAGUGUCGUCGACCAUCUUGAAUUUUUUUUUUCUUAUCCAGCGUCAGCACCUGGUAGCCCCGCCCCUUUCAUGCUCUGUAAAGCGAAGCUGCAAGUGUUUCUUACCCAGCAUCAGCACCUGGUAGCCCCGCCCCUUUUCUGCUACGUAAAGCAAAGCUAUGAGUGUUGAGUGCAUGAUCAUUAUUUCAUACUUCGCUGAAUGAAAGCAUCAUCCUGGUACCUGAAGUGCACUUCUUCUUCUUUUUCUUUUUGGAGUUUUCAGUGUGGACACACAGCUCACUCUGUUAUAGCACACAGUGCCGUGGAAUUCUGCACAAGUAUUCGAUUUCUGAUGCAUUUACAAUUCUAAAUCAAGUUCCAUUGCUGAUUUGGUGCAUACAAAUUUUGUAAUUUUUUUGUUGAGCUACGAAGAGGACAAAAACAUUCUAAAAGAAUUAAUAACUCUCAAUUAACUCAACACAUGAAUCUUGUAACUGUAACUGUAACUGUCCUCUGAUAACUUUUAUAAAACGCAGUGUCUGGAGGAGAUUCAGACAUUUUGGCUCCACAUUUCACCCACUGUUAUAUUGUCCACUAUAUAUACAGUCAUCCGAAGGCAACGAAGAGACUCUUCCUCUAAACUCCUGUUAUCCACCGAAGCCUGUUAUUCACCCCUCCUUAGGUGUGUGGUGUUGUUUUUUCCAUUGUCUGUAAUCAGAAGUGCUCUGUGAUCAGCUCUGCUCCUCCCCGAGGUCAGUGUCAGAAGUAAGAGCUUAUCUUGCUGUAGGUGAGAAGGAGAGUUGUGUAUCGUCUUGUUUUAGACUGUUAGAUUCCCAGGUAGCAAAAAGGGUGUGUUUGCUUUUGUUUAUACAUGGGUAGUGUGUGGUUUGAGGUUGUUUUAAGUAGUGUGUGUGUGUGUGUGUGUGUGUGUGUGUGCGCGCAUGCAAUUUUUGAUUUUACAGUUUUUGAGAACUUAAAAUAAUUGUUAAGAUGAAUCACUACUUCUGCAAUUUUAGGAUGUCUGAUUAUCCCUUUUGUGACUGAGGCAGCGAGAGAAAGUAAGGGAGAUAGAGAGACGGAUGGACAGACAGACAGAAAGAGAGAGAUUGAGACAGUUUGCGAGGGAGAUAGAAAGGGAGACAGAGUGGGAGAGGGAUACAGAGGGAGAGGGGGAGAGAGAUAGGAAAAAGACAAAGGGAAAGAGAGACAGACGUACAGCGGGAGAGAGAGGACAGACUCUGCGAGAUGGAGAGGGGAGAUGCGGGGAGAGACAGAUACGGGGAGAGAAAGGACGGACAGACAGAGGAACAAAGGGCAUGAGGCAGACAGACAAAGGGAAAGAGAGGCAGACAGACAAAGGGAAAGAGAGACAGACAGAGGGACAAAGGGAAAGAGAGGCAGACAGACAAAGGGAAAGAGAGGCAGACAGACAAAGGGAAAGAGACAGACUGACAAAGGGAAAGAGAGACAGAGGGAAAGAGACAGACUGACAGAGGAAAGGCAUACAGAUAGAGGGAACGGGAGACAGAGUGGGAGAGAGAGGAUGGACAAACUGAGGGAGAUGUAGAAAGUGGGAGAGAUGGGGUGAGACAGACAGAGGAAAGGAGAGAAAUGGAGAAAGACAGAUGAAGAGUUGUAAAGUCCCAUUCAUCUAGUAGCAAUAAAUAAACCCAUCUAAGAAAUAAUACCCAGUCGUCUGUUUUGCUGAUUGACAUUGCUAUAGAUUUCAACCACUGUAUAAUUAAAACGAGCUUCUAUAAUUCUAGUCUACCACAAAAUGUGUGUGUUCAUGAUUUAGUCUCAGUGACUCACUGUUGAUAAUGCUGAAAGCUCCAAACCACCUCAAAGCUGACAAAAGGAGGUUCAAAGCCCACUGCCUAGUGUUUCUAAGCCUGGUCUCAGUGCUGGUCAUUCUGUGCACAACAUUUACUGGAAAACUGAAACUAGUGCGAUCUGAUUUGUUGUGUUGCAAGAAAUAACAGCUAAAACAUGUACAGAUUAUUCGAAUAGGCAUGGCCUGGAAAUGGUUACAACCUAGUGUAUAUAAACAAUACAGACAAAAGUGUGUGCACCCCUGACCAUCACACCCAUAUGUGCUUGUUAAACAUUUCACAGUUGACCUCUUCUCUUCUGUGAAGGCUUUCCACUAGAUGUUGGAGCGUGACUGUGGGGAUUAGUGAUCAUUCAGCUACAAGAGCAUUAGUGAGAUCAGACACUGAUGUUGUAAGCGUGAGGAGGUCUGGGGUUCAGUCGGUGUUCCAGUUCAUCCCAGAGGUGUUCAGUGGGGUUGAGUCAGAGUCAGGGCUCAGUGCAGGACACUCCAGUUCUUCCACUCCAACCUUCUCACACCAUGUCUUCAUGGAGCUCUGUGCUUUGUGUACAGGGGCAUUGUCAUGAUGGAACAGGGGUUGAGUUCCAGUGAAGAGAAACUGUAAUGUUACAUGGGUGUAAUGGUGAGAUGUCUGCAUACUUGUAGCCAUGGUACUGUGUAACAAUUCAAUCACUUGUGUUCUUUCUAUUUCAUGUUUGUGUUUACCUUUUUCUUCGUGUGUGUGUGUCU
Molecule: messenger RNA, 5459 nt
Organism: Hemibagrus wyckioides
Lineage: Eukaryota; Metazoa; Chordata; Actinopteri; Siluriformes; Bagridae
Gene: ttyh3a
Product: tweety family member 3a
Exons: 14
Coding region: 804-2417 (537 amino acids)
Cellular component (GO): plasma membrane
Molecular function (GO): volume-sensitive chloride channel activity; intracellularly calcium-gated chloride channel activity
Source: RefSeq, a predicted model, not a curated record